CGGCAGCAGAGGCGGGAAUUCAUACGGUAGUGGCUCGUGUCGCCUCCGCUUCCCUGACCCUAACCCUAACCAAUCACACGCCUCUCUUCUAAAUUAACCAAUCGAAACAGAGCAGGCCGCGUGUGGUAGCCAAUCAGAGGCAGAAUAGGGCGGGUCAUUGAACUAGGAAAAUAUCUAUCUCUCACUAGUAGACAAUUCCUUCCGUAGCAUCGGUUUCUGUACCGUAGGUAUUCACCAUGAACCCGCUGACCAAGGUGAAGCUGAUCAACGAGCUGAACGCCCGCGAGGCGAGUCUGGGGGUGAAGGAGUCCGUGUCCUGGCACAGCGAGUACAGGGACAGCGCCUGGGUGUUCGUCGGAGGAUUUCCAUACGAGCUGACUGAAGGAGACGUCAUCUGCGUCUUCUCGCAGUACGGAGAGAUCGUCAACAUCAACCUGGUGCGGGACAAGAAGACGGGGAAGUCCAAAGGUUUCUGCUUCAUCUGCUUCGAGGACCAGCGCAGCACCGUCCUGGCCGUGGACAACCUCAACGGCAUCAAGAUCAAAGGACGGACGAUCCGCGUGGACCACGUGAAGGACUACCGUCCUCCCAAAGACACGGAGGACAUGGAUGACAUCACCAGGCGGCUGAGGGAGGACGGCUGCGCCCCCAGAGCUGAGGAGGAGGAAGAGGAGGAGGAGGAGGAGGAGCAGUACAGCGUCCCCGUCAAGAAGCCCAAGAAAGAAAAGAAAGAAAAGAAGAAAAAGAAGAAAGAGAAGAAGGAGAAGAAGAAGGCAGAGAAGGAGAAAGAGAAGGCGAGUCGGGCGCUGCACUCCUCCUCUUCCUCCUCCUCUCCUCACCCUCCUCUUCAUCAGGCCGCCGUCAGAGUCAAAGAGGAGAAGGAGGACGCCGCCUACGACAAAUACAACCAGAGGAGGGCGCCGUCCGGGGGGGGACAGAACGGACAGAGAGGGAGGGAGGGAGACAGGGACAGAGAGACAGACAGAGAAGGAGACAGGGACAGAGAGACAGACAGGGACAGAGAGGGAGACAAAGACAAAAACUACGACAGGAAAAGAGAGUUUGACCGGGACAGAGAUAGACGACGAGAGACAGACAGGGACGGCGAUAGACGACGAGAGACAGACAGAGACGGAGAUAAACGAAGAGAGACAGACAGAGACAGGAGCAGAGACAGGGAGGAAUACGGGAGGAGGAAUCGUGAGAGGGAGGGAGACGGGAGGAGAGAGACAAGCAGAGACUACGAAAGAAAGAGAGACAGCGAUCGGAGGAGGGAGACAGACAGAGAGGGUGAGUGGAGAAGACAAACGGAUAGGAGGGAGAGACAGUGAUGGGAGGAAGGAGACAGACAGAGACAGUCUUUGAAAGAGAGUUUGACAGAGACAGCGGUAAACAGAGAGAGACAUUGAUCGAAGGCGGGAGACCGACAGAGAGACAGCAACCGCGUCAGAGAGGAAGACAAAUCGAGACAAGAGACAGAGAUGAGGGAGACACAGAGAGGAAGACAAAAACCAAAUGACAAAGGCAAUGAAAGGAAAAGAGUUUGACAGAGACAGCAAUAGAAAGGCAAGAGACAGACAUUGAUUGGACAGCGAGAGACAGACGUUGACAUGCUGUAGCGUCCUCGCCGAGCGGUGCGUAGGAGACGGCUGCCUGUGAAGUGGACGUGUCUCCAUUCAGAAAAAGUUAACGAUGUAU
Messenger RNA from Etheostoma spectabile (orangethroat darter), 1698 nucleotides. It is a transcript of the gene rbmx2, whose product is annotated as RNA binding motif protein X-linked 2. Bases 237 to 1331 code for a protein of 364 amino acids. Lineage: Eukaryota; Metazoa; Chordata; Actinopteri; Perciformes; Percidae. Gene Ontology annotation, molecular function: RNA binding. The record is from RefSeq and is a predicted model, not a curated record. The transcript is spliced from 6 exons. Gene Ontology annotation, biological process: mRNA splicing, via spliceosome. Gene Ontology annotation, cellular component: U2 snRNP; catalytic step 2 spliceosome; precatalytic spliceosome.